Messenger RNA from Canariomyces notabilis, 579 nucleotides. RefSeq lists its product as uncharacterized. NCBI's taxonomy places the organism in Eukaryota, Fungi, Ascomycota, Sordariomycetes, Sordariales, Chaetomiaceae. Gene Ontology annotation, cellular component: mitochondrion. The annotation marks the transcript as partial. The transcript has a single exon. The record is from RefSeq and is a predicted model, not a curated record.
CUGAUCUACCCCGCCUCCCCGUCCCAACAGCACACCGACCUCUCCUCCUUCCUCUCCUACGCGGCGCGCACCAACCUCUCUCCGAACUCCACAGUCUACAUAGGCACACACUUCGAGUACACAGCGCUGAACGCGCUAGCCUCGUACGGCUUCUCGUUGAGGCGCGUGGGGGGCAGCUCAGACUACGGCAUCGAUCUGCUCGGAACGUGGUCGCUGCCGGGGCUGCUGCCCCGCCCGCUCAGGGUCCUGGCGCAGUGCAAGGCCGUGCAGCGGCCCGGCCCGCAUCUCGUCCGGGAGCUGGAGGGCGCGUUUGUCGGCGCGCCGGCCGGCUGGCGCGGCAGCUCCGGGGUGCUCGGCCUGCUGGUGACCGAGCGCGCCGCCACCAAGGGCAUCCGAGACGCCCUCGCCCGGAGCAAGUGGCCCAUGGGUUUCGUGGCCUGCUCGCGCGCGGGUAAGGUGGAGCAGGUGCUCUGGAAUGAGAGGGCUCAGGGGGAGGGGUUGGAGGGUGUCCUGGUCGGAAAGAGGUAUACUGCUACUGGAGAGAGAGAGGUAGCAUUGAGUUGGAAUGGUGGUAGUUUA